CAACCCAGACUGGUGAGGUGUGGUCAUAUUACACAGGAAGGAGGGUGAUUCAGAGUUCAUGAAUAUCAUUGCCAAUGAGAUUGGGUCAGAGGAGACCCUCCUGUUCUUAACCAUGGUUGAUGAGAAAGGUGCUGGACUCUUCUUACUGGCAGGGCGACCUGCAGCUGUGGAGACCUUGGGGCCCAGGGCGGCUGAGGUCCUGGAAAGCAAAGGAGCAGGGAAGAAAGGCUGUUUUCAGGGCAAGACCACCAAGUUGAGCCAGCGGGCAGAGGCACAGGCGCUUCUCCAGGACUACAUCAGCACGCAGAGUACUAAGGAGUGA
Gorilla gorilla gorilla (western lowland gorilla) is the source of this 322-nucleotide messenger RNA. Its product is annotated as alanyl-tRNA editing protein Aarsd1-like. The transcript has a single exon. The coding region runs from base 59 to 322 and encodes 87 amino acids. NCBI's taxonomy places the organism in Eukaryota, Metazoa, Chordata, Mammalia, Primates, Hominidae. The record is from RefSeq and is a predicted model, not a curated record.